Messenger RNA from Aspergillus aculeatinus CBS 121060, 1035 nucleotides. RefSeq lists its product as uncharacterized. Lineage: Eukaryota; Fungi; Ascomycota; Eurotiomycetes; Eurotiales; Aspergillaceae. The record is from RefSeq and is a predicted model, not a curated record. The transcript has a single exon. The coding region runs from base 156 to 1001 and encodes 281 amino acids.
CUACGUACGGGGUCAUCAACAACACUUCAUACAACUGCAACUGCACCGACUUACAUAUAUCAAUGUCCAUCUACUGACCAUCCCAAUAACAACACCCCUCAUCAGCUAGCCCACUCACCCUGAAUCUCAAUAUCCACAACCCAGCGAAACCAAAGAUGUCCUCCUCAUCCUCCUCCUCCCCAAUCCUCCACCUAACCAGCUCCAUCCAGAUCCACGCCCCCCUCGACGCCGUCUGGUCCGCCCUCACAGACACCACCACCUGGGCCAAGUGGAAUCGCUUCGUGCCCGCCGUGACGAUCCGCGAGCAGCCUUCUCCCCCUUCUCCCCUUGAUGAUGAUGAUGAUCGCCCUACACCCACAACCACAACCACACCGGCACAAGAGACAGAAACAACUCCUCCCACCACCGCUCAACCCUCCCAAACACCAACACCACCAACUGCUAGUGGCGGUGGUGGUGGCGGUGGUACACUCCAAAAAGGCACCCGCAUGACCUUCCACGUGAACAUGCACCCAUCCGCCGCGUCCACGGCGCCGCAGUCUUUCCAGAGUGUGGAUAACCAUGUCGGUCUGGUGGUGACGGAGGUCCUCCCGCCUUCGCCUGCUUCACACCCAGAUAGCCAAGGGGAUGGGGAUGGGAAUGGGGAUGGUAGUCCCGGGCCUACGGCUACAGCUACACCUACGGCAACCCGCCGAGCAAGAAUCACCUGGGCGAACGAUACCGCCUUCCAGGGCCGGGUGAUGGCCGCGCUUCUGUCGGCGGAGAGGGUGCAUGAGCUGGUGGAGCGGGAGGUUGUGGAUGCCUCCUCUGGAAGUGUGAGGGUGGUGACGGAGGUGACGAAUUGGGAGGUGCAGGAGGGGUAUCUGGCGUAUGUGGUCAAGUGGGUGUUUGGGCGCCGGUUGGAGGAGAAUUUCCGGUGCUGGGUGGAGGAUUUGAAGGGUUUUGUGGAGGGGCAGCAGCAACAGGGAAAGAUGGGUUUGGGGGGGGAUGGGGAUGCUUGAGGUGGUGUGGGGUGAUAUGAGGUGAAGGUGAAGG